Molecule: messenger RNA, 3237 nt
Organism: Tetrahymena thermophila SB210
Lineage: Eukaryota; Ciliophora; Oligohymenophorea; Hymenostomatida; Tetrahymenidae
Exons: 13
Source: RefSeq, a predicted model, not a curated record
AUGCCUCCUAAAAAGGAAUAAAAGAAGGAAGUUGUAGUUAAAGAAGAUAGGUCUGGAAUCCCUAAAAAUGAUGUGUAAUUCAAAUUUUAAUUUGAAGUGCAAUAGUAAAAUUUGUAAAAUAUGGUGUUGAUGUGGGAGUGGUUUUCUAAUGAUACAGCUUUAACUGAGCGCUACGAUGGUUAAUUGAUAGAAAAUUGGAAUUAAAAAGAUCCAAACGACCCUAAUACACUAGUUUUUGAAAAAGAAUUUGAUCCUAUAAGAGUAGAUGAUGAUUUUUGUAAAAACUUAACAAAGAAAGAAUUUUAUAUUUAUUUUGUGAAUUCUGAAGACAGUAAGAUUAAGUAAGAAAUCUAUAUUGACUAUAGCUAACUGCUCUCAAGCAAUUCAGAAAAGCCAGAAUUUGAAUACUCUAACAAUAAGUUACUAAUUAUGGAAAUAGAAGAUUUUAAAUUUAAGCUAAUAGCAGAUAAGCCUCUUUUGCAGCCACUUUAUAAACAUUACUUAAAUCCCUUAGAAAUAGAAAUUGUAGGAGCUAAAGAUCUUCCAGUUAAUACUGACAAAAAAUAUGAACCUUGUUAUGUUUAAUAUAAAUUUUUUGAUGGAAAUUAAGCUAAAACAGUUGAAAAAUUAUAAAAAAAUACAAUAAAAUGGGGAUCAAAACAUGUUUUUCUAUGUGGUUUGUUAGACUAAGUAGAUUUGGUUGAAAGAAUUGCAUCCCAUUAUAUAAAAAUGGAAGUUCAUGAUAAAGAUGAAGUUAUGGAUAAUAAAGUAAAAUAAGAAUUGCCGUUAUUGAGUGUUGAAUCAAAAAUUAAAGAAAUAGAAGAAAAAAAUAAGCCACCUGAAGAAGAGGUUAUUGAUCCUAAAGCAAAAAAAGGAGCACCUGCCAAAAAGGAAGCUCCUAAAAAAGUAGAGCCUCCUAAAAAGGAUGCAAAAAAAGAUCCUAAAAAAGAUGCAAAGAAAAAAGGUGGAGAAAUUAAAAUAGAACCAAUUAAAGAUGUUCCUGAGGGACCACCUAUUGAGUAUCAUAGAAAUAACUAUGGUGUUUCUUGUUUUUUUUUAACUGACCUUUUGAAACCUAGUGUUAGGAGUGUCAAGCUUAGAUCUCCCAUUGUACCAGUAAAAAAGUAUGAAGAUUAUGAAUCAAAUAAUUUAGAUUUAAAUACAACAGCUAAGAAAAAUAUCCCUGCUAUGAUGGCAAACUCUAAUUUUUUCGACUAAAAUAGUUUUUUAGUUAUAAGCUUAAAUCUAGCCCAUCCUUUUGGCACUUUUAAACUACCUGAGAAACCAGUUUCCAUGGUUUAAAUAGAAGAUACCGCUUAAGGAUAAAAUCAAAAGGAUAAAAAAGGAAAAGCAGCUCCACCAGCUCCAGCUAAAAAAGAGGCUGCUAAGACAGAAACAUAAAUAGAGAUCAUUCCUCCAAAAGUAGAUCCCUAAGCUAUUUAUGAAAGGGCGGUUUACUAUAUGCCUUACAAAUCUCCUGAGUUAGUACAAAGAAUUCAAGAUGCUUUUUAUGAAAUAAAUAUGGAAGCAGCAAAAGUCGAAACAGGAGGAUUAAGAGCAAUAACUACAAAAAAGCUAAGUGAGUAGGAAAGAAAAGAUAGAACAUUUGACUUUUUAGGAGGCUUUGAAAUAAUAGACAACUAAUUCAGACUGUUUGUCUUCGAAGGCCUAUCAAAUGGUGCCAUGAAAAAAUUAGAAGAAAAAAUACCUAGAGCGGAACCAAAUUCUGAAAGCCUAAAGAUAUUGAAAAACUCAGAUGUUAAAUUCUAAGAAAGAUAGUAUUUGGAUUUUGAUAUGGAAAUAAAAAGAAUUAGGCUGAGAGAAAAUUUAACUAAAAUAUUAAUGAAACCUGAUAUAUACAUCCGCACAAAAGAGCCUGAAAAUAUUUGUAGAACUUUAAAUUAAAUUAGCGAAAUAGCAAAAUGCUGGAAUAUAAAAAGUGUUGCUUAGUUUGAUCUUUUCCCUGUAGCAUCUGACUUAAUAGCUAUGGAACGUAAAUACAGCGACUCUUUAACUGCAGAAGAUAUUCAUGGUAUAUAGAUUGAAGUAAAGAAAUCAAAGAAAGGUAAGAAAAUAUCAAGUAUCAAUGAUCUAUCUAAAACCUAAAUGAUGGGAGUAGAAUCUAAAGCUAAUCUUACUUACACUACUAAUAAUUUAUAAACUUAUGGUACUAAAGAAAUGCUUUCAACUUAACAAAAAGAGUAAAUAAGUCCAACCAAGAAUAAUGUUUAAAUUGCAGAUAAUAGCAUCGAAAAUGAAUAAAAUGAAUCUAUUUUUAAUAGUAAAAAAAAUAAAACGAGGUUUAUGUAUACUGUGAAAGGUAAAAAAACAGCUGAUAAUGUAUAAAUAAGGAUAAAAGAAACUGUGCCUAUUCCAGAUGAUGAACCUGUUUACAUUUACAGCUCUUAAAAGAAUAAUUGGUAUGAAAAAUAGAAAAGAGAAUAAAGAGAGAAAAUAAGAGCUGAUAAACACAAUUUUUACACAUACUCAGAAUAAUAUUUGACUCUUUCAGUAGAUCCAUACAAUGUUCAAGACGAAAUUAAGCUAGCAGAAACUCUAGAAAAGACAAAAUUGUAAGAAAAACCUUCAUUCAGACCAGUUCCACCAAAAUCAAAAGAUGAGAGGGAUGGACACCCUAAAAAACCUCAUCCAAGCAAAGUAGAGGAACUAUCCAAGUACCCAUACUAUGAGUAAAGGGAAAAGGAAGAAGUAACUUUGAAAAAUACAAGAGGAGAACCGAUUAAAGACAAAUAAGAUUUCAACCCAUAUUUCAGAUAAACAGAAAUUUUUUCAAAUCCAGAAGUUUUAGAAGCAGAAAAAAUAAAACCUGUCGAGAAAGAGAAGCAAGAGAGAGAAAAGAAACAAAAAGAACAAGAAGAAUGGAUGAGUAAAUUAAAAGGAACAAAAUACUUAUACACAAAAAGAACUAUGCCAGAGCAUCCUUCUUAAUUGGAUAAAUUAAAAGGAUUAAGAGAUGAUCCUGCAGCUAAAAAAGGUUUAUUAAUGAAGAAUUCAAGAUUAAAAGAUACCACUUUGAGAAUGGAUAGACAACUAAAGGAUAUACCUAGUUCUAUUUUCCACCACGAAAACUUUAAGGAAUAAGUAGAUCCUUUCACAAGGAAAGUACAUCCAGAGAUUUGCAUGAGUCCUUUUGACUUUGAUGCCUAUCAAAAUCCAGAAAUAAUUACAAAAACGUUUAUACACAAACCAUUAAAAUUAGAUCCUAUGUACAAGUGA